Durusdinium trenchii is the source of this 330-nucleotide messenger RNA. NCBI's taxonomy places the organism in Eukaryota, Dinophyceae, Suessiales, Symbiodiniaceae. The record is from the annotation of a GenBank genome assembly.
AUGGGCCUUGAGACUGGUCUCCUCAACAUACUGCAGGUAGUGCUAGGCACUCUGUUUUGCAUGCGCCACGGCCGUCGAUGGUUCAUCGGCUCCGUAGAUGCAGUAUUCUCAUCGGGAAUGGGGGCACGUAGGUCGAUGUCCAUAUCAAGUUCUGUCGGCAGUGGGGGGCCCUUGCUCCAGGUGAGGUUUGUUUGGUCAGCAAUCCUCUGGGAAAGGCGUGCUUUUCCACGGCGCUUCCCUCAGAAGUCACUGAGUUUGCAAGUCCUCUGUGACUUGACCCCCACCUGGCUUGCACAGACGCCCUCUCCGGAGUGCCAUGCUUGGUCCUAA